Molecule: messenger RNA, 5751 nt
Organism: Stegastes partitus (bicolor damselfish)
Lineage: Eukaryota; Metazoa; Chordata; Actinopteri; Pomacentridae
Gene: rbm27
Product: RNA binding motif protein 27
Exons: 21
Coding region: 123-3284 (1053 amino acids)
Cellular component (GO): nucleus
Molecular function (GO): metal ion binding; RNA binding
Source: RefSeq, a predicted model, not a curated record
UUCGUCCGACCUGCCAGUGAAGAGAGACAGAAGGCCUUAAAGCUUAUAAAUUUAUAGACGAUGCAAGUAGGGUUGUCGAAACGCACUUUCUUUUUAUAGACAGUAUUGUAGUCUUUCUCACGAUGAUCAUAGAGAAUGUGGAAGCCUUGAAGUCGUGGCUGGCAAAACUCCUGGAGCCAAUAUGUGAUGCUGACCCCUCUGCGUUAGCCAACUAUGUAGUGGCUCUUGUGAAGAAGGACAAACCGGAGAAGGAGCUGAAAGCUCUUUGUGCUGAUCAGCUUGAUGUCUUUCUACAAAAAGAGACGGUAGGAUUUGUCGAUAAACUUUUUGAAUGUCUGACGACCAAGAACUACCUGGGAAAUCCUGCAGCCAAGGAAGCCCCUAAAGAGGAGAUUAAACCACCUGCAGCCAAGUCUGACGUUGUUGAGGUUGAAACCCCAGAGGAGGAGAGAGAAAACAGGCGAAGGAGAAGUCCUCUGAGGAACCGCUCUGACUUUAAUGACUCAAGGAGCCGCGAUGACAGGAGGCGUGAUGACCGCAAGCGCCGUGACUUCGAUCGGCACGGGAAAAGCAGCAGCGACUCCCAUCGCGAGCGGGAGCGACACGAGCGUCGCAGGGGGAGCCCCCGCGGGAGGAGCUACAGCCGGAGCCGAAGCCGCAGCCGGAGCAGGAGCGGCAGCCGGGGAAAGAGCAGGGACAGGGAGCACAGAGGAGGCAGAGAUUUCAAGUCAAAGUUUGAGGUGGAGAGAAAGGACACCGACGGCUACAACUCUUCCGCCACAUCUGGCUCCCAGCAGCAGCACCCGUCGCCUCUCCUGCCCUUGCCCACGCCUCCGCACCCCUUUUCCUCCUCUUCCUCAUCAUCCGCUGGAGUCUCUGGACCUGGAGGGGGUCCCGUGGCAACACCAGCUCACCUGCCAGACAGCACAACAGACAGCUGGUCCGGCUACUAUGGCGCCCAGAGGCAAGAUGGCGUUGGCAAGCCAUUCAGCAACAAAACUCCUUCACUUAAACAGCGCUGCAGGGAUUACGAUGAAAAAGGAUUUUGUGUUCGUGGUGACCUGUGUCCAUUCGACCACGGCAGUGACCCCCUCAUUGUUGACGAUGUCAAUCUACCGAACAUGAUCCCGUUCCCGCCCCCGCCCGUCAUGCCCCCGGCUGGCCUGCCCAUGCCCCCAAUCACUGAGCCUCCCCCGCCCCUCAGGAUGCCUUCGAUGCCACCUUACGGUCAGCCGCCUCCACCGGGCGUCUUCCCCAUGACGGGACCCCCGCUGAUAGCAACCAGUGGGAUCGACACCCCCAACCACCAAUCUGCAAUCACUUCUUCUCCUUCUAUCGGACCGCCUGGUGUGGGACUGCCACCUACUCUCCCUCCUCCUCCUCCUCCUCCACCUCCUUCCUCGGCAUCAUCCGUGUCUCUUCGUCCCCAAUAUGUGCAGUCUGAAUAUAACUAUGAUCCAGAGGGCUACAACCCAGAAUCUCCAGGUCUGACUACAGCAGGUCGUAACCAAUAUCGGCAGUUUAUACCCCGUGUGCAGACCCAACGCUCUAACCUCAUCGGCCUCACCUCCAACGAAGGACAAGGCUCCAGAGCUGCCAACAUCGUGAUCCAGACAGAGCCUGCCACUGUACCCAGCACUCCUGGAAAUAAUGCAACACGUUUUAACACGGAGCAAGACAGCAGGAAAAGAACCAUAGGACCCAGCACUACUGAUGGACCAGCAGCUAAAAAACCCUGGAUGGACAAGCCAAACUUUAACAACCAACAUAAGAACAUCUUUCCCAAGAGGAAUCAUUAUGUGAACACAAAGUUGGAGGUGCGUAAGAUCCCACGUGAGCUCAACAACAUCACCAAGCUCAACGAGCACUUCAGCAAGUUUGGAACCAUUGUCAAUAUACAGGUCGUGUUUGGCGGAGACCCAGAGGCAGCAUUGAUCCAGUACACAAAGAAUGAAGAGGCCAGGCGGGCAAUAUCCAGCAUCGAGGCAGUCCUCAACAACCGCUUCAUCCGCGUGUACUGGCACCGUGAGCCUGGCACCAACGCCACAGGGCAGCAGGACCAGAGCGCCGGCAUCCAGGCAGCCGGGUCGGCGCCCAGCCAGGCACUGCAGCACAGCAAUGUGCAUAAGGGGAUUAAGCAGCACAAUCCAGCUGCAUAUGUGUUGAAUAAGACUGUACCCAAACAUCACCUGACUGCAGCUGCUGGGACCACAGCUCCAGCCAAGCCAGACAGCCUGAAUCCAAACACGGACACUGUCACUGUGGCGUCUGCACUGACGAACACCCAGAAAAGCUCCUACGCUUCCAUAGCCCUCAAGUCAUCGUCAAAGAGCCUUGGGAAAACGGGAAAAGCACUGGAAGCACAGGAAGCUCUCAAGAAGAAACAGGAGGCCUUAAAACUUCAGCAGGACAUGAGAAAGAAGAAGCAAGAGAUGUUACAGACACAGAUUGAGUGUCAGAAAGCACUGAUAAACCGCCUGGAGAAGAACCGAGGUAUGAAACCUGAGGAGAGAGCCAACAUCAUGAAAACCCUCAAGGAGCUAACGGAGAAGAUUACCCAGAUGCAGAAUGAAAUGAACCCUGCCUCCCAGGUCCUCCCAGGUGGCAAGCCUAACCACAGCCAGCCCAAAACCAAGACUGAUGCUCAGAAGGAACUGCUGGAUGCGGAACUGGACUUUCACAAGAAGAUGAGCUCUGGAGAAGACACAACUGACCUCAAGAGGAAACUGGGGCAGCUACAAGUGGAGGCGACACGGUUGGGUCUGAUCCGGCCCCCAGCGGGUCGAGGCCGGGGCCGAGGGAAGAUGGCGGCGGAGCCCGGUGCCAUGCACGUGGGUCGGGGCAGGAGCCGAAGCCGGGACAUGAUGGCUCGCGGCGGGGCCGUGAACCGCAUGGUGGUUGACCACAGACCCAGAGCCCUGGCUAUUUUAGGGGUCACUCAGGAGGAGAAGGAAGAGUUAAUGCCUCACUUUGUGAAAUUUGGUGAGAUCGAGGAACUCCGUGACCAAGAUGCCACCAGUGUCGUCAUGACCUUUAAGACACGAAGCGAAGCAGAGAAUGCGGCCAACCAGGGAGCAAAGUUCAAAGGUCGUAUCCUGCAGAUUUCUUGGUACAAGCCCAAGACGCCCUCAGUUACAACAGAGCCAGAGGAGGAAGAGGCGAAAGAUGAGGAUAACACGAAGGAAGCUAGCUCUUAUUUGCCCGGAGAGGAGGAGGAAGAGGAGGAGGAGGAAGAGGACGACGAUGAGGACGACGAGUACGAGAGCCGAUCUUGGAGGCGAUGAAGAGAUCGUCGUCAGCUGCUCCCUGGCAGAAUCAGUGGUUUUCUGUUUUUCAAUAUAAAUGAACUCACUUUUUUUUUUUUCCCUUUACAGUAUUUUCAGACGAAGUAAUUUUAGACUCUAAUCAAAGUAAAAGCGUCUUUACUUUAUUGUACAUCAAAAGAAGUUUAGAGGGUCAGCAGUUUUUGUAUCCCUCAACUAAACAGUUGUUUGAAACAUCUCACUUUUGCUGAGAAAGAUAAAUGUUAAGUUGUUCUUAUAGAUAGAAAAACCUACGUAAGUUUCAGUGUGCUUACCAGAUGAUUAAUAUCAGUAAUGCACAACAUUUGUGUCUACUGUGAAUAGGUAUUUUUAUACAUACUGUAUUUAAGCUCUUUUCUCACCAGUUUUGUAAAAUCUUGUCCUCGGUUCAGGGACAGCCAUUCCAUCACCAAUAGAACGUUCUCUGUUGCUACCAGAGAGAUAUUUAUUUAUUUUUCCACUGCGUAAAUGCACUGUGCCGUACCUAUAUUGGCAGACUAUGGUAUGGGUUUUUGUUUUUUUCCAUUUCACUUUGCUCGGUUUGUUUUGACCCACAAUGUUAAAUAAACGGAGCCACUAAAGCCCGGCACAGGAAGGCGCUGAGGCUACGCCAUCACCAUAUUAGAGCCAGUGUAGGUACAGAAGGAUACCAGUGCAAUACAAAAACCCAAACUAUGUUUACAAAUUGCCCUGUCCACGCACGUCACACGCAGUCUUGUAGUGAAUAUUCAAAUUUUUCCCCGCUUGUGUUUUGUUGCUCACUCAAUGUCCAGUGCCACUCUGUGUAAAUAUACACCCAGACAGGGGUUCUACAUUUUCUAAGAGUGUGUAACAUUUUCACUUGUUCUAUUCUGUCGCCUGCUCACUCAAAGGGCCGGACAGGACUAAAGAUCAGAUCACCCAUUUCAAAAAUGUGAGAUCCAUAGACAGGUGUUUGAAUGUAAUACUGAACAGUUGAUUUUAAGAAAUAUAUAUAUAUAUGUAUAUACAUAUACAUAUAUAUAUAGAUAGAUAGAUAAUUUCUUUGCCUUACACAAUCAGCAGAUUGCUGACUUUUUACAGGAUUUGUGAUUUACUUUUGUAAAUUUUGUAAAUGCUUGAAAGAGAGAGAAAUUACUGUUGUACUUUUUUUGUUUUGUUUAUUUGCUUUUAAAACCAGUCCUCGUUCCUUCACUAAGUUAGUCAUCUAAGAGGCAUGUUUCUUUUAAAGAAAACGUUCAAAGCUGCUCUGAGUUGUGGAUAACACUUUGUUGAAUGACACUGAGAGUCAUACACCUCACGAUAUUCAUUUUGCAUUAGUGCAGCUUUGUCUUGGCUCAAAACACAUUCGUACACACAAUACGAGUACAACCACAAUGUGCUAGUUCAAUGACAAAUGUAUAUUUUGUGUUUUGCCUUCUUUGCAUAUACUGUAUUUUAGAAUCCUCAGGGUGGGAGGAAUUCAAUCUGUGGAAACUCAUAAGGAAAUGUGCUUGAUGAUAAUCUGUUUUUCAGCUUCCCGUUCAACAAAUCAGUGUUUACAUGCAGCCUAAUAAAGCGUUUGAUUUAACAUAUCCGGUAACGUAACCAUUAAGAAUAACACACCAAAACAAAGGAGAGAUCGUUUGCAGCAGUGCACACACUGCUGGGUGUUAGUAAGACAUAUUCACAUGCAUAUUUCUGCCUGCGUGUGACUACAGCCAGAAUUGGUUUCCUUUGCUCCCUGAUGCACACUGCUACCACAUGGAAACCAUUUGAAAGACUUCAACCUGACUUCCUCCCACCUGCUGUGUCAGUAGUGCUCUUGUCUGGUUUGCAUAUCUCACUGUUGAUACUCAGAAGCCUCCUGCCAGUGACCUCAUUGUCCCAUUGAAAGCUAAAGUUUUCGUCUUCACUGUCACCCGUCAGUCAAAAUGAGGCAUGUGGUGAGAGACUGAAGCUCCCUUUGGCACUUUGUAUUUCAUGUGAUUUUUUUCUUUUUUUUUUUUUUUCUUUACAUGAGGUCACUGACGGGUUCAAACCUAUACUGGCGAGGUUCUUGCUUGUUGAAGUGAGGAUUCAAGAGAAGGUUUUCUCCCACUUUUUGUACUAUCUUCUGUAUGCUACUAUCACACAAUAGUGUAAAAAAUGUAAAAUGUUUAUUGGAUAAUAGUUUUGGAUUUGUUACUGUUUAUAUUUGCAGGAUGUGGAUGUAUUUUCUUCAUGUAUUUUGUUUGUAAAAAUGGAUUUCUAAUUUACUAGCAUGUUUGCUUUUGCCAAUAAAGAUGGAGGAAUGGGGUGCUUGUAAAAACGAUCAAAAAGAGGAAAAAAAAAAGAAAAGAAAAGAAAAAAAAGGUGUUAUAAAUUGGACAGAGAGAGAGACAAAAAAUGACCUUUUUGAUUUAAAGAAAGAAAAUUGACUAAAAAGAUGUCAGCAUUGGCAAAGGGGAAAAAAUGCAAGCAAAAGCAUUCCAGAAAAUAUUACCUUAUA